AUGGUGUACACACGAUGGAAGUGCGACCGUCUGCCGGUCUUCCAGGUGAAGCUGUUCACGCAGGAGUAUCCGCUUCACACUGCUGUUGGCAUCCUCAGCAUCAUGUUUCUGUGGAAGCACAUGAGCCACUGCUCCGAGGAGACGGAGCGCAAGAACGGCUGGUGGGCUGGCUACCCAUACUGGCGUGAUCCCAUCGCCCGAAGGAAUGAAACAAAGUACAAGCAGCUUAUAAACAAUAACGAUGUGGAUAUCACGGACCCAAAGUGGACCGGUUGCUCUCGUGAGCAACUUAACAGGCUGAAGGCUCUUGUUUAG
Messenger RNA from Trypanosoma grayi, 315 nucleotides. RefSeq lists its product as hypothetical. The transcript has a single exon. The coding region runs from base 1 to 315 and encodes 104 amino acids. The record is from RefSeq and is a predicted model, not a curated record. Lineage: Eukaryota; Euglenozoa; Kinetoplastea; Trypanosomatida; Trypanosomatidae.